Molecule: messenger RNA, 4765 nt
Organism: Megalopta genalis
Lineage: Eukaryota; Metazoa; Arthropoda; Insecta; Hymenoptera; Halictidae
Source: RefSeq, a predicted model, not a curated record
CGAGCACGAGCACGAGAGUACGCACGGUUCCGCCGCUACGGAGAAGCCUAGCCGCUCUCGGUCGGAGCAGUCCGCGGCGAUUUUGGGCCCUCACGGUGUUCCCGGAUGGCCAUGCGUCGCCUCGACGAUCCAGUCGACGCCAGGCCGAAACAGACAGCCGUCGAGUUCGCGGGAAUCGCCAGCCACCGUCGGAGUCCUCGAAGCGGAAGCGAAAUCAUCGAACUCCUCGACGACGGUACCAUCUCGGAGAAGAAAGCGGAACGGCGAAGCCGCCGCCGCGCGACUCGCCUUCGGACAGUGUGCGCGGGACGUCGAAAGGAUCGCCUCGGAAUCGUCGAUCGAUCGGACGAUCGAUAGAGGGGUCGCGUUCGUCGGAGAGGACGGAUUUGACGAGUCCGUCGAGGUUCUAGCGCGACGCGCGUCCCAUUCGCAGUCGCGGUCGCAGUCGCCUCGCACGCACGCACGCACCUAAACUCGUCCGUACUCGCGUACGGUCCACCUAUCGCUCCGCGACCACGGCUCGACCGAGUCAGUGUUACUCUUGAUUUCCGCGCGAGCGCCAGCUCCGGCCCAGCCGGGACGAUACCACCGAUCCGCCGCGUCUCGAACGAUCGACGUCGACGUCUUCGGGACAGGGAUUCGUCUCGCUCGUGGAUCCGCUUCGCCAGCACCGCCCCAGUUCGCGACAAGGACUCCGGCCGAGGACCUUCGAGAUCCGAGGAUUCUCGCGAAGCUGCCGCGACGCGGCUGUCUCGUCGUCGAGGAGGUUCGAUCGAUCUGUGUUUUCGGACGGCCGCGAGUGAAUCUCUUCGCGUGAACUUUAACGCGCCGAGUAGAUAUAUAUAUAUAUAUACAUAUAUACGAGAUAAACCGUUAUCGAGGCGAGCGUGUAUCGCGAUCUGUAUCGAUCCGAUAAACGUAAUUCUCCAGAUGUGUUAACGAUCCGACAAGGAACGCCGAAGUAGCUCGGCGCGCUUCUUCGUUUUCCUCUUCGUAGUUUCCACGAGCUUUCGUUAUCGCGGACACGUGCGUCGCCUUGAACAAUUGGAAACCGCGCGUUAUUUUCCACGGAGCGCGAGGUGUGUCGGCGACCGUUUCUCUCGGUCCGCCGCGCCGUCGCGGUGCCGUCGCGAGGAGAACGAGAACAUCGAUUUGGAAUGUUCGCGUGGACGACGGAAAUCGCGAGUCGCGGGUGGCGAUUUCUCGAAGAAGCGAGCGAAAAGGUUUCGUCGCGACGCCAGCAUCGACGCCCGUUCGCCGACGGAAGGCGCAACCUCUCGUUGUCGGAACGAGCGAAGCCGAGCAGCUACCCGAACGGGAACCGCGCGCCCGUUACAUAACUCGAGGGUCCGAUCAUUCGAGGGCGGUGCGCGAAGACGCGGCCGCGCCGCCAAUUCGCGAUCCUCUCGAUCCGGACGCCGGGAAAAGGAUUUCGAUAAAUUUCGCAACUUACGAGCGUUUCGUCGGCGAGAUUCGAAUAAACGACGGAAAAAGAGGAAAGAAGCUCGUUACGGGUUCUGGGAUCCGACGGAUUCUCGAAACCGGGCCGCGAGGACCAAAGGGGACCGGUCGUCCCGCCGCGACUCGCUCGGUGGCCGCCGAGCGAACGCGUAAAACGAUCGUCGUUAUCGGCGUUGCGCACCUCGCGGAUAACGCCGCGAGGAGAGGACCGAACGAGAGAGAGAGAGAGAGAGAGAGAGAGAGAAUCGUCGUCGAUCCCGAACGUCGAAAAUUACCGCCGCCUCUCUUGCCGGGAAAUUCCACCGGCGCCCGGGGGUGGUGGAACGGCCGGUACGCGCCGGGACAAGGACCGUCGGAAGGAAGCGGACGUUGCGCGCGUAGCACCGACGUCUCGGGGCGUCAUACUCGUCUCGGCAGUAAUGCGCGCAAAUUAUGCGGUUCCACGGAGCAAUGGCCAGUGAGCAGCGGGCACCGGUCGCGCGUUCACGCUCGCGGAUAGUCCGGCGUCCACCGAUCCUCGUGUCCCACCCCCCUCGCUCCUCCUCUUCCCCUUCGUAUUCUUUGGACGGUUCGCCACGCCGCGCUUUCUCGGCCCUCUCUCCCCGCUCGCCGUUCCUAGGCCAGACGCCGGCCGUCCCGUUCCCUCUCUCGCGGCGCCGUUAAAGAAACGAUAUCCCGUCCGUUCCGAACACACCGCGCGCUUUCGGCGUCGUUUAUUCGUGAAAUUCGCUCGGCGUCCAUGCGCGCGCUCCGCGCGCAGUUUCGUUCUACGCGACGCGUCGUACCGUGCCUCGUCUCGCGACGCGCGAAUCGCGACUCUCGUCCUGCGGCCGGGCAAGGUGCGAACCGCUGCGAACGCCCCCUCCCGCGCUCUUCGCCGCCUUCCGCGAACACGUCCUGUCGCGCUCGCGGUCGUGAACGACAUCUUUCGACGAACUUCCGAGGAACCGGAUUCGCCCGGCUCCCUUCGUCUCGCCUGCUCGCUGCACGCUGCUCGCGAUCGGAGGGCGAGGAACGAUUCGCGCGACCUGCGAGACAGCUCCGCCGAUAGCGGGUCGGGGAGAGCGAGAAUGACAAACUCGAUCACCCCGCGUGGUGUUUCGAGCAAGUGGGCGAGACCGAUCCCGUUUCAUCCGGUGCGGACGUCGAGCUAGACGGGCCCCGGAGCUUUCGGAUGUUUUCUACGACGGACGCGACCGCAGCGACGCGUCCGUUCCGCCGAUCGUCGGAGAUACGAGAUACGCGCGCGACGCUGUCGUCGCAUUCACGGUCACCGGUGAAAAUAGGCGGGUACCGUUAGUCCGGGUUCGGUUCUAGUUUGUCUCGAAAAGUGGACAGGCGUGCGUCGCGAGUGCAAUUCCUUGGGAUUUCGAGGACCGUGAGCGCGCGCGCGCGACUGCUCUCGGAAGCGCAGGGUACGCGUUACGAGAUCGAACGGCCUAUCGGGCGCCGUCGUCGAAACCGACGACUCGACGCACGCUCGGGGUGGACCUUGGAGAUCGCAACCGUUGGUUCGGUCUUCGUUUAUGGAAUUUGAAAAACAUCGGCCGUGGUGCUCGACGCGCGUCGAUGAUAAUUGUGAAAAUUGUUCAGUGACGGAAGACCUCCCGCAUCGUCGUGUCAAGGAUAACUCGCGCUAUCUUCGCUUACCAAACUCUCUACGAAUGCUACCCGCCGAACUUCGUACGACGCUCGUUUUGAUCGGCGUAGGAGCCAUGUCACCGGAUCCGUGCCACGGAUCGCGAGAAAUCGGCGUAGAACCGGGAGAAUCGGAUCGCCUGCCGGACACGCUUCGGAUCGAGUGAAACGGAGGAGGACGCGGAUCGAUCGACUCAACGAGGACGAGAGAUCGGCCCGGCCCAGGUCCGGCCCAGGUCCGGCCCAGCAGCUCGCAACCUACGGCCUCCCCGCUGGCCCGGCCAGCUACUAUGCGAAUUGAAGCUCUCGGCAUCCUCGUCGCGGUGGUUUGGCUGACCGCAGUCCUGUGUCCGCGGCUCGUUGCCGCCAACAACCUGACGUUAUCUUUCUCUUCUCGUAGGACCAGAGAACAUCCUUUCAGGGGACAUAUCUCUCGCUGGACGCAGACCUCGGACGACACGACCAAGCGGAUGACUUAUCGAGAGAUGAACAUGAUUCUGCGACAGGAAGGAGGCGAGGACGGGCUUCCAGUCGAUUGCUGCCCUACGGUAUUGGAAAUGGUGGAACCGGUCGGCGGUCGAAAUCGGGACGACAUGUACGUCCAGCUCUAUCGGGAUGGCCAGAACGCUCAGAGGUUCUUCGAGUACUCCUGCAGGCCAGACGUCCUCGACAAGCCGUGCAGGUUCAUCGACCGGAAGUUCAGUAACCAGUCCAGAUGCGUGCAGAACUUCUCGUACACUUACGCUAUCAUUGAAAAUUCUGGAUCGAAGAAGAGCCUGAAAGGGGAGCACAAGAGGCAUCACAGGGAACGUCUGACGUUCACCGCGAACACGGAGGGUGGAUCGAUGUGGACGUUGGACUACAUCAGGGUUCGGAGCGGCUGCAGCUGCGAAGUCAUGCCGAAGCCGAAACCGAAAAAGAAGAAGAAGUGCAAGAAGUGCAAACCACGGGGGGACCAAGACCUCUUCGACUCCGAGACGUGAGAUCCGUGGAAGGUUCUGGGAAGUCGGCGCGGUCUUCUACCUCGAACCACCAUGCUCCACCGUGAGCGAUACCACCGAUCUCGAUGAUUCGAGCACCGUCGAAGAAGAUACCUCCGGAAACGGUAUGCUCCGAGUGUCGCGUACGUUGAGACUGAGAAUUUCGAUUGCCCGAUUCAACGAUGAAAGAGAUGAAAACGUUACCAAUGCCAGGGUUCGCUUUCGUACCUGUGCCCCCGAUACGUUCCCCGUAUUCGCAGGGUCCGACCGUCGGAUCGCGGAUUUUCGCGCCUUUCCAAUAUCUCUCUCGUGUUUCUACCGAUAUGUCGUCGACGCGCGACGGAGCUUGUUUUCUUUUUUUUAUUAUUAUCCUAUUUAUUAUUAAUGUACCGUUAAAGUUUAGCGAUAGAUAUCGGGGAGGAGAUAUUGCCAAACUGUAUUCGAGCCGUUCUUAUCAGGACUAAAUUUAAGCUGUUGAAAGUUGAAAGUUGAAAGUUGAAAGUUGAAAAGACGUGGUCGAGUCGAAUUUCGUUGCUCGAUCGAGGUCGGCUGUUUCGAAGAAAAGAAAGGAAACGCUUAUCAGGACUGCAAUUUCGAAUUCCGCGACGGUUUUAAAGUUUCGAAGUAUUCUGAUAAUAAUAGUCUAGCGUAAACUAUAGUAUCGUAAUAGAACCAACCGACUUCGU